Tripterygium wilfordii is the source of this 818-nucleotide messenger RNA. RefSeq names its product auxin-responsive protein SAUR50-like. The record is from RefSeq and is a predicted model, not a curated record. Gene Ontology annotation, biological process: response to auxin. The transcript has a single exon. Bases 170 to 499 code for a protein of 109 amino acids. NCBI's taxonomy places the organism in Eukaryota, Viridiplantae, Streptophyta, Magnoliopsida, Celastrales, Celastraceae.
AUGCUUCUGUUUCCAGCCCUCUCUCCUUAAAUACCCACCUCCACAACACCACAAUCCCUCCCAACCUUUCCACAAACUCAAUACAUCAAACACCUCUUGAGGAUUAUUUCUCAAAGACUCUCUCUUCUUCUUCUUCUACUUUUUCUGCUACCCCUUUCUUGUGCCCAAAAUGGCUAUCAGAAAAUCAAACCACAAGCAGUCUCAGACAACAGUAGUGAUCAAGCAAAUCGUCAAGAGAUGUUCAAGCUUGGGAAAGAACAAACAUGGGUACCAAGAUCAAGAAUCAGGGCUUCCUUUGGAUGUCCCAAAAGGUCAUUUUGUUGUAUAUGUUGGUGAGAACAGAAGCAGAUACAUUGUGCCCAUAUCUUUCUUGUCUAGACCUGAGUUUCAAAGCUUGCUUCACCAAGCAGAGGAGGAGUUUGGGUUUGAUCAUGACAUGGGUCUCACAAUCCCUUGUGAGGAAGUCGUUUUUCAGUCUUUAACAUCAAUGCUCAGAUGAGAAAAGAAGAUCAUUCAGGGUUUAGGCUAGCUUUUUUUGUUUUGAGAAAAAAUAUUAUGACUAAAAGAUGAAGCUGCUUCACUUGCUUCUCUGGUCAUCUUAAUUUUCUCUGGUGUUUUUUUUUUUUUCAGAUUUGGAUUUUUUGGGAGGGUUUCCUUAUACAAUGACUCUGACCCAACAAAACCCAAGAAUAUAACUAUCUGGGUUCGGAUUUGUAAAUUAAAAAGCUCAAGACUUUGGUCUAUUAGACCAAUAUAUGUAUCCAUCCGGUUGAAGAACAAAUGAAGGACAUCUGGGGUUUGUCCCCUUCUUUUGUUCA